GGCGCCCGCACUGGGCGCUGCGGGACGAGCCGGGACGAGCGGAGCUUCGCGGAGCCUCGCUGCCCCCCAUGCGCCCGCCAGGGAUGUCCCAGCCCUUCCUGCUGGCGCCCAUCGCCGAGUUCGCCCCGGAGCCGCCCGGCGCCCGGCUCCGCCUGGCCGUGCUGGGCGCCCGCGGCGUGGGCAAGAGCGCAAUGAUCGUGCGGUUCCUGACGAAGCGGUUCAUCGGGGACUAUGAGCCGAAUACAGGCAACCUCUACUCCAGGCUGGUGCAUCUGGAGGGGGACCACAUUGCUGUGCAGAUCCAAGACACACCGGGGUGCAUCCAGGUGCAGGAAAACUGUGUGCAGGUGCUGGACUCCCUCUCCAGGUGUGUGAAGUGGGCAGAAGGCUUCCUCCUCGUCUACUCCAUCACAGAUUACAGCAGCUACCAGUCAGUCCAACCUCUCUACCAGCACAUACGCAAGGUUCACCCAGAUGCCAGGACUCCCAUCAUUAUCGUGGGGAACAAAGCAGACCUCCUCCAUGCCAGGCAAGUACAGGCAAAAGAGGGGCUACAGCUGGCAAAUGAACUGGGCAGCCUGUUCUUGGAAAUAUCCACGAGUGAUGACUUCCAAGGCGUCUCUGAUGUUUUCCAGUAUCUUUGCAAGGAAGUCAGCAAACUACAGCGUGCUGGUGCCAUGGACAGGAGGCGGUCGUCCAUCAUCCCUCGGCCCAAAUCUCCCAACAUGCAAGAUCUAAAGAGACGUUUCAAACAGGCUUUAUCCUCCAAAGUCAAAUAGCUCCCCCUGACCCCGAUGAGAUCCUGUGUGACUCAAUAGACUUUAUUUUUGUAAACUAGUUAAUAAAAACCUUUAUUUUUGUACUAAUGCCAACAGUAUGGGAGUUAGUAUGUUGAAGCUUGUAAUUGCAUUGCUAUUCCCUAGUUUGACUGGUUGGGUUAUUUUUACACACACACACAAAACUGCUGCAUAGCAACUAAAUAGAGGUAGUUGGAGAAGGAUUUUUUUUUGCCAGGAGGUUUUGAUUUCAUUUCUUUUUUGGGCUAGGAUUUCCUAUUUUACUCUGCUCAAACCAGAGCAGAGUUUCUUGGACCUCAGUUUCCUGUUUGUAAAAUAGGAAUGAUGAUAAUGUAACAAUCACUUGCCUUUAUAGAAUGUUUGGAAAGCUUUAUAUUGAGAGAAAAAAAAAAAAGC
Cuculus canorus (common cuckoo) is the source of this 1193-nucleotide messenger RNA. It is a transcript of the gene RASL11A, whose product is annotated as RAS like family 11 member A. The coding region runs from base 69 to 779 and encodes 236 amino acids. The transcript is spliced from 4 exons. Gene Ontology annotation, molecular function: GTP binding; GTPase activity. Lineage: Eukaryota; Metazoa; Chordata; Aves; Cuculiformes; Cuculidae. The record is from RefSeq and is a predicted model, not a curated record.